AUGGCGGAGAAGAAUAGUCUAGGAAAGGGUGGCCUGGAGACAACCGUGUCACAAAGUGGAAGCUUGAAGGAGGGCGAAAUCAAGGACCUGGAUCAGGCUGAAGUAUUCCUUCGAACGAAUGACAUCUCGCACGAUGAUCUCAAUGCCAUGCUGGCAGACACUGCCGGCAUCAAGAAGCUGGUCAAGAAAGUUGAUUGGAUGCUGAUGCCGCUCCUCUGCGGUACGUAUCUGCUCCAGUAUAUCGACAAGCAGUCUCUGUCAUAUGCGGCCGUCUUCGACUUGUUCGAGAGUACCAAUACAACGCAGAAGCAGUAUAGCUGGCUUGUGAGCAUUUUCUACUUUGGCUAUCUUGUCGCAGAAUGGCCCAUGUCGUAUGUUGCGCAGAAGCUACCGACUGGUACUGUAGUGUCCGUGGCCAUCAUUUGCUGGGGCAGCAUUCUCAUGAUCAUGGCAUCGAGCCACAAUUUCGUCGGACUAGCCAUUUGCCGAUUCCUGCUCGGCUGCUUCGAGUCGCUGAUCACGCCAGUUUUCAUGAUGAUCGUCGGCCAGUGGUAUCUUCGCAAGGAGCAGUCUUCUCGAGCCGGACUGUUCUACUGCUUCAAUGGUGUCGGCGCAUCGGUCGGUGGGAUUCUGUUUUUCGCGGUUGGUCAGGCCAAGGGCUGGGACGUGUGGAGAAUCAUAUUUCUCCUCGCCGGUGGGUUGACAGUGUGCUGGGGUGUCAUGAUGCUAUUCUUCCUGCCGAACAACAUCAUGACGGCGAAGCGCUUUAGCUCGCACGAAAAAGCCACGCUGAUCGCUCGAGCGCAGCAGAACCAAACCGGUGUCUUCAACGCGACCAUUAAGAUGGGUCAGGUCAAGGAGGCAUUGGUUGAUCCUCAGGUCUGGCUACUUUUCUUCUUCGUACUGCUCAACGAGACGGUGAAUGGCGGUCUGGCGAACUUCUCCAAGCUCAUUAUCAAGGGCUUGGCCGGGGGCAGACCGCUUCUGACGACGGCGUACGGCAUACCGACAGGAAUGUGGCAGGUUUUCUUCGUCUUCGGAGGUCCUUGGUUGGCGAGUAAAUUCAAGAACAUUCGAACGUACAUCAUGGCGUUGUACGUGUGCCCAACGAUUCUUGCGACGGCUUUGCUGUGGCAGCUUCCGCACACCGCAGAGCAUAACAAAGGCCUAUUGGUUUGCAACUACAUUUCGGGGGCAUACGUGGCUUCUCUUGUCAUCGCUCUCCAGCUGCCUGCAAACAACGUCGGCGGGUACAGCAAGCGAGUUACGGCGACGGCGCUGGUCUUCCUCGCAUACUGCGUGGGCAAUAUCAUCGGACCGCAUGCUUUCCUCCAGAGCGAGGCACCGACCUAUUCCACGGGAUGCACGGUAACUAUGGCAUGUGCUUCUGGCCAAAUCGUGCUGUCGUUCAUCAUCCGGGCGAUGCUGAUACGGCGGAACAGGAAGCGAGAUGCUAUGUAUGGACGGGCGCCAGAAGGUGCGCAGCUCACGGAGGGCAUCAUGGAGGACAAGACGGAUUUCGAGAACCCAGCCUUCCGUUACUCAUACUAG
Pseudocercospora fijiensis CIRAD86 is the source of this 1551-nucleotide messenger RNA. RefSeq lists its product as uncharacterized. Gene Ontology annotation, molecular function: transmembrane transporter activity. Lineage: Eukaryota; Fungi; Ascomycota; Dothideomycetes; Mycosphaerellales; Mycosphaerellaceae. Bases 1 to 1551 code for a protein of 516 amino acids. The record is from RefSeq and is a predicted model, not a curated record. Gene Ontology annotation, biological process: transmembrane transport. The transcript has 2 exons. Gene Ontology annotation, cellular component: membrane.